Messenger RNA from Brachypodium distachyon (stiff brome), 672 nucleotides. RefSeq lists its product as uncharacterized. Bases 130 to 510 code for a protein of 126 amino acids. Lineage: Eukaryota; Viridiplantae; Streptophyta; Magnoliopsida; Poales; Poaceae. The record is from RefSeq and is a predicted model, not a curated record. The transcript has a single exon.
UCUUCCCUUCUCCUCCUCCCAUAGUCAGGAGCUACUUAUCCUCUCAUGUUGCAGAAAUCCACAAAACCCCAUAGAUCCCACCUCUAGACUCUAGUACUCCUCGAGAUCAGAAUAUCAGAUCAUCCAUGCAUGGCAUCCCUGAGCCCUUUUGCCACUCCCACCACAGCUCUACAUGUCUCCCAAACCUUUAGACGACGGCGACGUAGCGCCGCCGUGUCUAGCCCCAGAUCCUUGUCCUUCCUCUGCCAAAGCCGCCUACCGACGGAGCCGCCGAUCGGCGGCGGAGGAGGAGGAGGAGGAAAGAAGAGGGCGUGGUGGGUCGACAUGGCUGAAAGGGUGCACGGCGACGUGGUGAAGGCGGGGAUGGCCGUGCAGGAGAACCUGAGUCCCAAGCAGAAGGGGGACUGGAAAGAUGUCGCCCUCAUGAGCCUCUCCUUCGCCGUCUACGUGUACAUCUCCCAGAGGAUCGUGUGUACAUAUUGCGCCUGGGUUUCCAUGACCAAUCACUAGAUAGAUUAGACAUAUAUAGUCAGUUAACUUUGGGUGCAUGUUCUCGAUCGAAUUACGGUGCCGGACGCCAAUAAAGUCUCUCUGUUAUUUUACUUGUAUACUUUGUCGUUCUAUUGGGUGGAUCCUUUUCUCGGGCUAAACAUGAUCCAGAUUCAAGUUGCA